UUUUGGAAGAAUUAUUCAUCGGGACAAGCCAUGAUUAAUAUUCACGUAAUGGUGAUUUUGUUGCUGAGCGUCAAGCAGAGCUUUGGACUUGACGUAAAUAUAACAAAAAAAAUCCACCAAGCGGCAGGCACACUGUACAGGGUAAAUUUUAAAAAAAAGUUACAGUUGAAAAUUCCCGAAGUAUGUGCCAAGCUCAAGUUUUGUGAGGAUAUACCCGAUUUUCCGGAUGAUCAAAUUUCACAAUUAAUUGAUUUAUUGGUGGCUGAUAAUAUCCAUUUCAAUCGUGAUCUUCCCGACGAGGGCGAAGACAAACACAUUCAUCUAUGCCGUUCAGAAUCAACUAUAUACCAACCGAAGGCAGUGAAGGUUAAUGACGAUUGGCAUAUAGUCUUAAACGCUAAGAACAAAAUUGUUCAAUCGUUCAAAGGAGGAAGAUGUUUGGACGAACUAAAUGGUUCUUGCUCAGAGUUGGUAACCUUCAAAAGAAACUAUUACGGGCAAUGUGUCCAAAAUUAUAUGGGACGACCUGUAAUCAUGCUUAGUACAAACUACGAGGAAGUCAUUAGUGUACCUCUAUUAUUACCAAGUUGUUGUUCCUGCGUGGCCAGCUCACGCCUUUGACUUUACGUCACUGUUUCAUAUGAAAUGGUUUGGACCUUCUCGAUUUCUUUUCCUGACUAAUAUAACGCUUGUUAAUAUGUUUUAGAGAACCGAAAGCAUAAACCACGGUUCGACAUUAAUAAUAUUUACUAUAUAGACAAAAAAAAUAAAUGCUUGCUA
Messenger RNA from Pieris brassicae (large cabbage white), 780 nucleotides. RefSeq lists its product as uncharacterized. The record is from RefSeq and is a predicted model, not a curated record. The coding region runs from base 31 to 621 and encodes 196 amino acids. The transcript is spliced from 5 exons. Lineage: Eukaryota; Metazoa; Arthropoda; Insecta; Lepidoptera; Pieridae.